This is a messenger RNA of Camelina sativa (false flax), 1638 nucleotides long. Its product is annotated as protein CANDIDATE G PROTEIN-COUPLED RECEPTOR 7. Gene Ontology annotation, cellular component: membrane; Golgi apparatus. The record is from RefSeq and is a predicted model, not a curated record. Gene Ontology annotation, biological process: transport. Lineage: Eukaryota; Viridiplantae; Streptophyta; Magnoliopsida; Brassicales; Brassicaceae.
CAAACGCCAUUCUCGUUUCUCCAAGCUUUGCAAAAAGCCAAAACCAAAAAAAUAACACGAGAAGCAUCAUCAUCGUCUCUGAACUAUACUGUUACGGCACGAUAUGACGAGAUUACCCUUCUUCUUCUUCGUCCUCCUCCUCCUCUUCGCCGCAGGUUUCAUCACCCGCACGACGGCGGAGAUCAAGUCACUCACAAUCUCCGACGACUCUAGGCCGAUGAUUCUCUUCGAAAAAUUCGGAUUCACUCAGUCCGGCCACGUUAGCGUCUCUGUUUCCUCCGUAUCAGUAGUAUCUUCUUCCUCUGUUCCGAUCCCGGAUCCUUCGAGGCUAGGGUUCUUCCUCAUGUCAGAUGAAUCGCUUCUCCAAGUAGUCUUAGAGAUCCAGCAAAACCCUAACUUCUGUGUACUCGAUUCCAAUUACGUCCUCCAUCUCUUCACAUUCCACGAUCUCUCUCCUCCGCCUGGCUCCAAAUACGAGCACUUGUACCCGGUUAAUUCUCCCAACGAGUACUCUCUCUUCUUCGUGAACUGCGUACCGGAAACCAAAAUUUCGAUGAAGGUUCGAACGGAGAUGUACAAUUUAGAUCCGAACGGGUCUAAGGAUUACCUCCCUGCCGGGUCAACCCGAUUACCCGGAUUGUAUUUCUUCUUCUCACUCGGCUACUUAGCUUUCCUUGGUCUCUGGGGUUAUGCUUGUUUUAUCAAUAAAAGAGUUGUUCAUAGGAUUCAUGUUCUCAUGGCGGCUUUGCUUCUGAUGAAGGCUUUGAAUCUGAUCUGUGCCGCUGAGGAUAAGCACUACGUGAAAGUCACUGGUACUCCUCACGGCUGGGAUGUCUUAUUCUACAUUUUCCAGUUUAUUCGUGUUGUUCUUCUCUUCACUGUGAUUGUGUUGAUCGGUACUGGUUGGUCCUUCUUGAAACCGUUUUUACAAGAGAAAGAGAAGAACGUGUUGAUGGUUGUUGUUCCACUUCAGGUUUUGGCUAACAUAGCUUCCAUUGUGAUUGGUGAGACUGGACCUUUCAUCAAAGAUUGGGUAACUUGGAAUCAGAUAUUCUUGCUUGUAGAUAUAGUUUGCUGUUGUGCAAUCUUAUUCCCCAUUGUCUGGUCUAUACGUUCGUUGAGAGAGACUUCGAAAACUGAUGGGAAAGCAGCUAGGAACUUGGCGAAAUUGACUCUAUUUAGACAGUUCUACAUUGUUGUUAUUGGGUAUUUGUACUUUACGAGGAUUGUAGUGUUUGCGUUGAAGACUAUCGCAGCUUAUAAGUAUCAGUGGGUGAGCAAUGCGGCUGAGGAGAUUGCAAGUUUAGCGUUUUACAUGUUGAUGUUCUAUAUGUUUAGGCCGGUUGAGAAGAAUGAGUAUUUCGUUUUAGAUGAAGAAGAAGAGGAAGCUGCAGAAUUGGCCUUGAAGGAGGAUGAUUUUGAACUCUGAGACAGAUCAAGGAGUAUCAGCAGUGAGGACGUUCGCAUUUUCUUUCUCUUUUUGAUUUUUUUUUUAAACUUCAGAAGUAGUUUACUCGCAAAAGGUAAUAACUGUACUGUGUAUUGCUCUCGUAUAUGGUAAAAGCUUUUGUUUGUACUAAGACUUAUUUGCUAGUAAGGAGAAGAUCAGUGCCUCUGCUGUUUGGUACAUGUAUUGUC